Medicago truncatula (barrel medic) is the source of this 1145-nucleotide messenger RNA. Its product is annotated as succinate dehydrogenase assembly factor 2, mitochondrial. The record is from RefSeq and is a predicted model, not a curated record. The transcript has 4 exons. NCBI's taxonomy places the organism in Eukaryota, Viridiplantae, Streptophyta, Magnoliopsida, Fabales, Fabaceae. Gene Ontology annotation, biological process: mitochondrial respiratory chain complex II assembly; mitochondrial electron transport, succinate to ubiquinone; tricarboxylic acid cycle. Gene Ontology annotation, cellular component: mitochondrion. The coding region runs from base 146 to 688 and encodes 180 amino acids.
UCCUUGUUUGUUGACGUGGGCAAAGAAUAGAAUUUGCGUUGGAGAAAUAAGCCACGGUAGCAGAAGGAAGAAAGGAAGAAAGAAAGAAGGCACGAUAGCAUAACAGUGCAGUCGAGAGAGACUUAGGAAGAUUAACGAAAUCGAAAUGGCUUCUCUACUUGUGAAAAGAGUUGCAGUAAGCGUUCACAGAGUCCUCAAUUCUUCGCAGCCACAAUCAACCACACUCCUCAGGCCUGUUUUUGGAUAUCAUAAGAUUUCCCCUUUCACUUCUCACUCUGAUUCUGAUAACAACUCGCUUCACAUCGAUUUAUCCAAUCAAGAAUCCAAAAGAACCUUGUUCAACAGGUUAUUGUAUAGAAGCAAGCAACGAGGGUUUCUCGAACUCGAUCUGGUUCUUGGAAAAUGGGUACAGAACAAUAUCCACUCCCUCGAUGAAAAUCAUAUUCGAUCUCUCAUUCAUCUCCUCGACGUGGAGAAUCCAGAUUUAUGGAAAUGGUUAUCUGGGCAGGAGCAACCCCCUGAAUCAAUUAGCAUAAACCCUGUCUUUGCUGCAGUGCAGGAAGGAGUUAUGAAGAAUCUUGAUAGCCAUUCUUCUCCUGAAACAAGAGCUACACCUGGGAAACCAUGGGUAAGAGGCUGGGAUGAUAUACAGAAAUUUCGGGGAGGCCCCAGUGCUGGGAAUCAGUAGCUUGGGUAUAAAUGAUACUAUCUUUGUAACAAUAAAUUGAAUUCGUGUAUACCAUUUUGUUACUAUAAAUAAGGGCUUAGUAACAACAACUUGAAGGUUUGUUUUAGACUAGUAGCUACUAGAUAUCAGUAAAAGAAUAAAAGGAGUGAAAAGUAGAAGAUUGCGGUUUCGCUUUCAGUGAACCUUUGUUCUGUAUUCACCUAUUGCUGGUGGUUGUAACUUAAAACGGCUGACUCUGCAUUCUCCUUUUCUUGUUCUAACAGUUGAUCUCAUACACCAAUAGAACAAAUAAAUCAAGGGUAUCAUUGUUACUAGAAGGAAUGGCUUCAUUAAUUCAAUGUAGUAUCAGAACAGAGCCAAGAUGAGACCAAUAUGAACAUCUUGGAUUCAACGUUCACCGACUAACGUGACUUUAUUUUUAUGUUUGAAUUGAUGAGUUUGAAGAUAUUUGGCACUG